Messenger RNA from Toxorhynchites rutilus septentrionalis, 2108 nucleotides. RefSeq lists its product as uncharacterized. The transcript is spliced from 2 exons. The record is from RefSeq and is a predicted model, not a curated record. NCBI's taxonomy places the organism in Eukaryota, Metazoa, Arthropoda, Insecta, Diptera, Culicidae. The coding region runs from base 737 to 1339 and encodes 200 amino acids.
UGAGUCCCGAUUACGCCCUUCACAAAUGAAAGUGUAAUGUUUACCAGGAGAAACGUCAGAUGAAAAUUAAGUAUGAAGAGAAUGAAAACAAACAAUAGAUUGAUAGAGUGAAUUGAAGUAAUAGAAAAUUGAAAUUAAAAGGAAAGCCAUAGUUUGAAGAAAGAAGAAAGUUUAUGAAAGUUAUUGAAUGAAAGAGUUGAAGCAGAUAACGAGAAAAUAAGUAGAAACCGGAGGAAUUGAGGAAAGAGACAGAAGAAAACCAAAUCUUAAAGCUGUGUUACUAUAUACGUAGCUAAAAAGAGGUUUCACUCUCAUCGUUCUCCUGAAAUUCGUCCGGCAACAAUCUUUAAGAUUUGUCUUUCGAGUAGAGAGAGAUUUACGGUUGGAUACGUUGCGUGGUUGGAGUACCGUAUAGAUGGAAAGCCACUGCCUGAUGUGUGACCGGCCAGAUAAUCCCGACAAUCUGGUGCAGUGCGACAAAUGCGACGGAUAUGUGCACUUUUCCUGUGCUGAUGUGGGUGAAUCGAUUGCCGAUGCAGAUCGGAGUUUUACCUGCAAGAAAUGCGUCGAAAGCGAAGAGGCUGUCACUAUAUCGUCACAACACACCAGCAAACGCUCCCACGCAUCGUCGAGAAGUAGCAUCAGUGCAAGGCGGACGAGCUUGCGGUUACAGCAGAUAGAAACGGAUCGUCAAAACCGCCUGAAGGAGUUAGAUGAUGCGGAGAAGUACUAGAGAAUGCGUCGUCAAGUGGAAGCUGAUUUUGAUAAGCAGCGUUUCCAGGUGCUCGAUGCACAACUGGAAGAGGUCGAACAGCGCAGCACGAGGAGCAGAGUAAGCUCCAGAGUCAUCCGCGAGAAUACCAGUAAGUGGGUUGGAGCAGCAAGUCAGACUGAGGGUCAAGUAGUCACCACGUCAACAACCGCUGUUACCACCGCUACCGUAUCGCAGAGCCAGCCUGGCAGUUCACCUCAACCUGUUGACAUGGGAACUCAUCGUAUCGAGGGUUCAGCAUUGCAGCGAACGGGACUCGCCGCCGAAUCUAAUGACACACAAAUGCCGUCGCAAGUGUCAUCAAGCAACGUUACAAGACCGCAGGAAGGAGGUGUUCCUGUUACCACCAGAUCCCAGUUGGAUGUUUCGAUUCCGGCAGCUGUCACAGCAAUAGUUAGCGUAACUGAUGGCAAUCGAGUCGAAUUAAUAAAUCCAACGCAUGUCAAUCCUGUUGUUAACCAGGUGAGAAAAGGUGGUAGGAAAACUAAGGUAGAUGAAAUAGUCAACACUAGCACUCCGAAACAAUCGCAUGUAGUAACGAACGAAAAUGUAAAUCAAACCAGCUAGUUAGUAGUUACGAGUAGCAAAAAUGAUUACAUUGAGUCAGCAUGUUUGUACACUACUAGUCGAAGUCAAUUUCCACAAACUGUUCACUCAAAUACAAAGCCUGCAGAAGGUGCUCAUGUUACCGCGUCCCUUGGGUCAGUGCUUAAGCCACCGUCGGGGCACGGGCAAGGUAUCGAUCUCCAUCCGUCAUUGUUUCCUCCACCAUCGGGGCGCAUACAGUUCGAUGUAUCGAAUUCGUUGAAACCUCAACCACCGUCAGGGCAAAAGCAAAAUGUCGUAUCAAAUCCACUAUCGGCGAUGCAACAGAUGAGCCUUGAUCCACUUACCCAAUGGGAUCGGCCAGUGCUUCAGCAACCUGAAUAUGAAAGUUACCAGGGAAUGUUGUCCAGAUCAGCCAAAGUGGGUUGUACAAUACCGAACGUACAAUCGUCGUCAGUGGAACAAAUGCAGCAACAAUGUUCUGGGUUGAGUUCUUCGGUGCUUUUGCCAUCUUUGGGGAAUCAGCAUUUGCAGUUGCCAACGUCGUCGUUGCCUUUAGCACAGCCGGGGCAUCAGCAAUUUCAAGUACCAACGUCUUCGAUGUUUCUGCCUCAGCCGGAGCAUCAGCAGUAUCGAAUAUCGAAUUCAUUGAUACCUCACCGAUCCUGGCCGUGUCGCUCCAAGCGAGAGUGCGGAAUAGGAGACUGUCGCAUGCGUCAUCACCCUUUGCUGCACACGAAGAAAUCAGAAACGAUUACGCCUUCACCAUCAACACCAACAAAUAGAAAUA